GGGGAAGAAAUGUAAUACAGCACACAGCUGCGCUGCAGUCUUGACUGUCACUGUGUCAGUUGAGAUACGAAUCUCCACCUGGCCAGGAUAGGCGAGCAGCACACUGACUGUGCGAAACUGAGUGAGGGAAGACGUCCGAGGUUACGGUGAGUGCUGUUUCCACUGUUUGCAGCCGCGUUUCUGCUCCUAGCUAGCUGGUUCUCUGAAACAAAAAAGCAGGAGAAAUCUCACGCCAUCCUUCCGCUGUGACAAUUUUAUUAAUUUUAUUUCUGCACUGGUUCUAAUCUUAGUGCACGGACUUGUAGACUUUGUAGCCGUUACUCGUUAGCAUUCUGGCUAGUCAGUGUCACCGACAAGCUGCUUGACUCUACAACCUUGCUGCCACAGGCAUAGUGAGCUGCGGCCAUUCACAUGAUUCAAGGCACGCAGGGAACGAGCGAUUCAUCGUGGUGCGCAAGCAGGCCGAAUCCUGGCUUGAAAGACAACUGUUCACUGCUGUAGCACUGCUCUGAGCGGAACACAGCCACCGCCGACAGCAGCAGGCAAGAGCCUACCCAGUGACGAGCUAGCGGCAGAUUCGCAGAGUGACGGAACAGGUUUACCUCCUCCUGCCACGGAUCACCCGACUCCCGCAGUCUGUAGCUUGUGAAAGCGAGAGGCUCUCGUGGGUUUUGACAAGGUGCGGUUGUUGAGGUCGAUCACUCGGGGUCUGCUCCACGUUGAGCACUUCAUCAAUUAUCGUAGUCCAACAUUCUCUUCUCUCUCUCUCCCACGUCUCAACUCCAAGUCCCAACUGAACAGUGAGUGCAGCUGCAUCCCAACGGUAUUGGACUGGUGACCACCGUGUUUGCUUCGACUACCUGCAGCAAGACAUAACUGACUUUCCUGUCGUCGAGAUAUCUCGCUCUGGACGGACGUACGGCUCGUUCUGCUGCUUGUUAUAUACGGAGUACGACUGCUGUAAAGUGGCGAGGAAACGCUGGUGAUUAUAAUAAUUUAUGUUUUGAUGAGUUCUGAAAGGACAAGCGAUCACAUACGCGGAAGGUUUGGCAGCACGCGGCCAUGGCUCGAUACACUUGCGGAGGCGAUCUGGUUUACUUGCUAGUAGUGGUUGUUGCUCUUGUGGUUGGCGCUUCCCACCGGGCAAGAGGGCAAGAAAACGCGGACACGGAGCGACUAUCCUCUCCUGACAGAACCUCAGCACCUCCAACUGAGGCCGUUGGCACUAGUACUGCAACUAGUGAUGCUACUGAAUCCACUAGCUCUGUUCAGCAGACAGAAGGCCAAGAGCCACUGACAGAGCGAACAGCAGGAGCAGCUCUGCCUGGAGAAUGGGGCUUAUGGACGAGUUGGGCGGCUUGUUCCAAGACUUGCGGUUCUGGGUCGCAGCGGAGGAGUCGCCGAUGUCUGUUUGGCGUGUGCCUGCUAGGCAAUGCCGUGGAGCUGCGCGCCUGCACCGUGCGCCGCUGUGAGGUGGCCAGAGAGCCGCAGCCAUGGUCUACAUGGACAGCAUGCACGGUCACGUGUGGCGGUGGCACCCGCUCAAGUCGCCGCUGUCGCUCUGAAACCUGCGACGCCUACGACCAGAUGAAGCAGAACUGCAACGGAGCACCAUGUCCGCAGAGACAGCAAGCAACCUGGAGCAGGUGGUCGGCGUGGGGAUCCUGCACCGCGGAGUGCAUAGUGGAGAGUACACGCACUUGUUCGGCGGGCGAGGGUCAGUGUGGCUCUGAGCCAACUACGAAAGCAAAGCGAUGCAGCGAACCACCUUGCACGGGAGAAUGGAGCAGCUGGUCCGGCUGGACGUCGUGUUCCUUGACGUGCGGUAGAGGAGGCGAGCAGCGGCGUACGCGCAGUUGUCCGCGCGGCGCCCUUGUGCAGUGCCCGGGUCGCCGUGAAGAGCGGCGCGAGUGCUACUCCGGAGUAUGCAGCACAUUAAUCCCGAAAUCAUGGACGCAGUGGUCGAGAUGGUCAGAGUGUGCCGGUUCAUGUGGCUCUGGCAGGAAGGAGCGUUCACGUACGUGCCGGGGCACCGAUCCGUCGACAACAUGUCCAGGCAACGAUAGACAGCGCGAAUCCUGCACGCCUCGCGCUUGUUCAGGCACAGCGGCCACGCUGACGUGGAGGCCAUGGUCACCAUGGGGCGCAUGCUCAAGAACAUGUGGCGCCGGGCAGAGAUUGCGUGCCAGGUCCUGCCCGCAGACUGGCCAAUGCAGUGGAUUUGCUCGUGAAGUGGGCAGCUGCAGAGGUCCUCCAUGUGAAACCCAUACUGAAUGGUCCGGGUGGUCACGCUGCUCUGCCACGUGUGGAAGAGGAGAGUCCGUCCGCACACGCACGUGCCUGUCGUCGCCGUGUGCUGGCACCAGGGAAGUGAGGACAUGCAAUGCGGGAGAGUGUGAGGAUGGCCCAUGGCAGAAGUGGGGGCUUUGGUCGCAGUGCUCCGUGUCGUGCGGCGUGGGCAACUCCAUACGGACGCGCGACUGCGGCCAGGGUGUGUGCAACGGUCACUGGCUGCAAGUGCAGGAAUGCCGGCAGAUGGACUGUGAGGGUAGCGACUGGGCCGAGUGGAGCAAGUGGGAAACUUGCUCAGUGUCAUGCGGCGUUGGCCAGACGUAUCGUAGUCGAGCGUGCCUCGGUGACUACUGCAAGGGCAGCUUGAGGGAGGUGAAGCAGUGUGCCAUUCGAGCAUGCCCAGGCGCCACGCUACCAGUGACCUCUCCUACAGCAGCCGAGGCAACCACAUCGGGUGAAACCCAGGCCAAUGGAGAGAACGUGGCUUUGGCAGCAGGCGACAGUGACCCAACAUCCGGAGGAAAGAGGAGCGCCUCCGACAUGCUAGCCGCUUCACCAAUGUUGACUGCUGUCAUUGUGCUUCUAGCUAGCUGCCUCGUUGGGUCACAGUCAGGCUAGCGGAGUGAAAGUGCUGGGUCCAAGUGGCAGUGAAGCCUCUGCUGUCACACUGCACUGCUACUUGUCACAUACACACUUCAUUGAACAUAUUUUUCAAGAGCCCAUUAAGUUAAUCAACAGCAGUAUGAAGCAGAACUUACAUUUUUAGCUGCCAUGAGCGAUGCACUGCAGGGUCACAGGAUUUUAGGUGGUGGCACAACACUGCCUGCUGCCUGACUAGCUGCAAACUGACUAUUGAACAGUACUUUACUGCAUAAAUCCUCCAGCCAGCCGUAUUAGGUUUUAUUUUAUUUCCAUGGGUUGCAGAUGCUUUCAUUCCAAAAUUCGAGCGCAUGUGAAUCUUUUUAACAGCCACGUGACGUACUGGCUGCCUCGAGAUCUGUGUUUUCUUGAUUUAUCUUGACAAAAGUGCCUCCACCAGCAGAUGUUGUGUUGGUGUUUCCGCUUUAUGACUCUAUGUUCCUUGUCCGUAGCAAUACUAGUCAGUGUGCACCACUGGCACAAGCAGUCAAGCACACAGCGGCCCCAGCCGUACUCCCAUCAGUCUAUUCAGGGCUGUACUGGUGUACAUCAUUAUUGGCAGUUCAUGUGACCGUGGUCAGUCUGACCUGAGUGUUGUACUGUGUAGCCUGGAUCUGCUGACCAAUGACCAUAAUUAUCACGUGACUCAGUGCAUUUACUCUGGUUUUGAAAGUGAUUAUUAUGUUUCGAUAA
Sycon ciliatum is the source of this 3624-nucleotide messenger RNA. RefSeq names its product A disintegrin and metalloproteinase with thrombospondin motifs adt-1-like. Bases 1063 to 2910 code for a protein of 615 amino acids. The transcript is spliced from 14 exons. NCBI's taxonomy places the organism in Eukaryota, Metazoa, Porifera, Calcarea, Leucosolenida, Sycettidae. The record is from RefSeq and is a predicted model, not a curated record.